Molecule: messenger RNA, 1824 nt
Organism: Aureobasidium musti
Lineage: Eukaryota; Fungi; Ascomycota; Dothideomycetes; Dothideales; Saccotheciaceae
Source: the annotation of a GenBank genome assembly
AUGACAGAAAGUCAACGCAAAGUCAUACCGAGAGACGAGGAUCUCACAAACAGUUGCGAGCCUGAUCGAUGGUCGUUCGAACUGGUCAAGUACACAAGUCCACCAAAGCCAUCAACACUCAAUCUGGACUUCAUACCAAUUUUACAGAAUCGCCACGUUUCUCGCGACACGUUGCAGCAAGUCAUCCAAAGCCAACUGGAGAUGGACUUUUCAGCCUUCUUUGACUCAUUGAAUGAGCCAGUAAGCUUGCGUCGAUGGUUACAUUCUGAAUUCAGUGGUAUGGAAGAGCUCAAUCGAAAACUCGGCGUCAAAGAAGCUGGCAAUUUCCCCUCUGAUUGGGUUGAGAAGUCCAUCAAGCUACUGGAAUCUGGUUUUAACCCUCUCACAAAUCAGUAUCUUGCCAUGUGUGUCCAACAAGUUGUCAAGCUGUGGCUCUCCUCGGUCCGUUCUAAGCUGAAGAUUCAUCUGGGUAAAUCUGCCAUGGCUUUGGGUGUUGCUGAUCCGACUGGAUGUUUAAAGCCCGGUGAGAUUCAUAUGGCAUUCUCCGAGACCUUCCGUGACGAAGUAUCUGGCGAAGUCUGGUCACAUCUCAAGGGUGAGGUGUUGGUCGCAAGACAUCCUUCUCUUAGAUGCUCCGAUAUUCAGAAGGUUAGAGCUGUCUACAAAGAAGAACUCAGCCACUUGACCGACGUCGUAGUGUUCCCGUCCAAAGGAUGCGUUCCACUUGCCCACAAGCUACAAGGUGGCGACUACGACGGUGACACUUUCUGGCUUUGCUGGGACCCAAGAUUGACGACAGACUUCAGAAAUGCACCUGCACCACUGGAUGAGCCGAAAUUGGAAUACUAUGGCAUCAAGAAGGAUGCGCGCAAGUUGAAAGAAGUCCUUGGCAGCGACAACAAUGUUGAUACGUGGCUGUCUGAGUGUUUCGAAUUCAAACUCAUGGAAGAUCUGUUGGGUAAAGUCACAAAGAUGCAUGGCAAACUUGCUUACAAGGAGAAUUCCAUCUCGUCCAAGAAAGUUGAGGACCUCGCUGGCUUGCAUGAUCUGGUCAUUGACUCUGCAAAGAAUGGUUACACCCUCACGCUAAGCGCAUUCAACAAUUUUGUCAGAAAGAAGCUUGGCAUUAGAGGAUCGUUGGAUAGACCAGCCUACGAGUCUUGGAUGGAUCCUAAGACGGACAGUACGAUCGGUCGGUUGGAGCCCAAUCUCAAACACAUUAUCGACUACCUUCUAUUCGAAAUCGUCAACCCUCGUAUUGAACAGUUGACCAAGGACUGUCAACAGAAGCUAGCGGAUGCCGAGAGUUAUGACGGGGACCUGAUCAAGCCCUACCAAGACCGAUCAACCGACAUCGACCCCAUAAUCGUUGAUGUUCUCAGACGCAUGAACGCCGAUUUGGCAAAAGUCAACUUCAUCGGCAACUCAGCAGAAAAGAUGACGAAAGAGUUGUACACACUACAAGCCAAUCGAGUUCUCGAAGCAUAUACCGCAAUCCAACCCAUCCACACCGAAGAUCGCGCAGUGCAGGAAUGGCUCAAGAGGAUAACGCCAAACUCUUUCAAUACUUGGGAACUCAUCAAAGCCUCGGCAUUUUACUUGGAUAAGCACCAAUACCGGUUGACGUUGGCAUUCUUGGUGGCGGGCAAAGAGCUUUGUCAUAUCAAAGCUUGUACGCCCGGAAGCAGAAUCAUUGUUGAGUUUUUAUGGGAGACGUAUAAGCCAAAGAAAGAGAAGAAGGCGAUCAACAAGCGACAAGCUCCUUUUCCGAUCACCGAGUCUUCUGAUUCGAGUGAGGCUGAGUUCUUUGAUGCUCCUGAAUGA